Molecule: messenger RNA, 2175 nt
Organism: Colletotrichum aenigma
Lineage: Eukaryota; Fungi; Ascomycota; Sordariomycetes; Glomerellales; Glomerellaceae
Gene: atad3-b
Product: ATPase family AAA domain-containing protein 3-B
Exons: 6
Coding region: 1-2175 (724 amino acids)
Molecular function (GO): ATP binding; ATP hydrolysis activity
Source: RefSeq, a predicted model, not a curated record
AUGUCGGUGACCCGCACAACCGCAGACGAAAUGACACAGUCUUGUAGCGGAAGCGAAGCAGAGAGUGCAGCUCGUACUUUUGGUAUCCCUAUUAUAGAUGAGGACGACGAGUUGGAUUCCGAAGCACACACCGGACACGUCCAAGAUGGUCCUCAAAGUCUCGAGGCCACUGGACAGGAGCGGCUAAUGAAACCGAAGAUUGGCUACCGCGUCGAGUACCGCAACCGCUUCACUAACGACCUUCUUGCCGAGAGGGUACAAGAAAGGGGCAGUAAAUCCAUCAUCAAUCAGCGCGACGGCCCAAUAUUUGAGGUCAUCACUUCCUACAAAGUUGUCGCUCAGGCUAUGGAUUCAAAUAAGGAUCUAGCUCUCAACUCUCAGCCACUGCCAAAUUAUGCUCUUCGAAUCCACUCAAUAGCACUCAUCAACGCCAUACAAUCGGUUGUGCGAUAUUACCCAGGACAGGACUUAUCUGGGGAGUAUGUUACAAUUCCCAAGCCGUAUCCAGUACUUGUACACCAUUACGACGAGUUGCAAAACUUUCGCAAAGAUUGUCUAUCGAAGAAGGAAGAUGAACUUUGCAUCAGACAGAAAGACGCUGCCGAGCAUCUUCGUAUCCUACUCGAAUACCUGGAUGUUGAAGUUAUGGAAGAUGUCCGGGAGGAGCAGGAGAGAAACAAAAGAGGAUACGCAACAUUUGACUGGAGAUGGGUGGCUCACAAACCAGGAACCACAGUUCUGGAAAAGGAGGAGGCGCGUGAUCCUGAUUGGAGCGCGUAUGUGAUUCAUUCUAUGGAAGGAGGUGUACUCGAGAACCCGCCAACCGUUUGGCAAAUCAAUGGCUGGAGGUUAGACUACGGCGGACAACGCAUUCAACGCGUGUGGGCGAAUACGACGCCAUGGCCCAAAUUUGAUGGCGAGAAAACAGACGCUGAGAAUGGGGAAGCAACAAAGUUCAUCGAUCCGACUGCCGACGACACCUUUCUUGAAGACGAGUCAGCCCGUGAACUUAUUGAGAACGGGAAGAAUCUCAUCAAAAUGCUAGAGCCCAAAUGUUACCAACACAGGGGCAAAACUGCGGAUUUCCCACAUAUUGAGGUCGAUGGAAUGGUCAUGGUAGAUGUCAAGAGUCUCCAUGACACGUAUCCAAGGCUAGCGCCUGAGCCAAUGGCAGAUGAUGAUCUGAGAGACUGGUCAACUGAGUGUACUUGCGAUGUAUGCUUAGAACGGGUUCAUGUACGAAACCUAUCCGAUCCUCAGUUCAACGAGAACAUGAUAAGCCAUCUAGUCAUGGAUGAGAGGCGCUUGAAAACAAUCAUGGCUCUAUCAAAGAGCUUUGCUAGACUUACCCAACACGGCGAAGUCAUGAAGGAAACGAGGUGGAGCGCAGACUUUGUGCGUGGCAAGGGAACCGGCCUGAUUUUUCUCUUGCAUGGCAAACCAGGUGUUGGAAAAACUUGCACAGCCGAAUGCAUUGCCGAAUUCACUCACCGUCCUCUGAUGAUAUUGACGAGCAGCGACAUUGGCACAGAUCCCCAAGAAGUGGAGUCGAAUCUGACAGCAAACUUCAAGAGAGCCAUGAAAUGGGGCGCUGUUCUUCUUAUCGAUGAGGCUGAUGUCUUUAUGGAGCGUCGCACAACGUCUGAUUUGAUGCGGAACAGUUUAGUCGCUGGGUUUCUAAGGGCCCUUGAGUUCUACGAUGGCAUACUAUUUCUCACGACGAAUCGAGUGGGCUCGUUCGACGAUGCCUUCAUUUCCCGCAUCCACAUACAACUGUACUACCCAGACUUCAGUGAUGACGAGCGGCAAAGAGUGUGGCAGACGUUCAUCGAUAAGCUUGCUCGAGAGAAGGGUGAUACGAUGCGUCUGACUUUGAAUGCCACGGAGUACAUCGAGUCUUUGAGGAACCAACGCCUUAAAUGGAACGGCAGAGAUAUCGGAAAUGCAUUUCAGACAGCUAUUGCUCUGGCAGAGUAUGACGCAGAGAAAGACCGCGAAGGAAGAAUUAUGGUGAAGGAUGACCACCUCCGAGCAGUAGUUGAACUAUCCAAAGACUUCAAAGGAUACCUCAAUGAACUUCAUCGCAGAGAUGAGGGGAAAAGAGCAGAGCAGAGAAUUGAGAGACUGGACAGCUACGAUGGUACCAAGCAGGAAUCUCCGUCGAGGGCGGGUUGA